AGGACAAUUUGGCUCUAAGCCCUUGAGAGACAAGGCAAUUUAUGUUGUCUGAAAGCUGAGGGUAGCAUCAAUUGAAGAGCGGGGAGAGUGAUAAUGAAGAUGGUGGCAAGUGGGUCCUCCAAUAGCAUUAGUGUCAUCAGUGGAGCAAGCUAUGCACUAGAUAGAGAAUACAGAUAUAUAUAUAUGGAAGCUGCAUUGUGAAGCAAAGCAAACCCAACACCAAAAGAAAAGUGGCAUCCAAACUAACAUGUACAUCAUGAUACUCUUCUCUGUUCAUUUCCAUGCUUCACCCUUCAUCCUUCAUUUUUCACCUACUACCACAAGGUCCUUAAACCCCACUCCCAUUCCAUAAAGCAAGCCACUUCAUUGAACUCCAAGUUUCUCUCUAUCUUUAUCCAUGCUUGUUCCGAAUUCAUGGAUUGAUUUGACAAAUGUCUUCAACUACAAGAUACUCACCCCAACAUACGUAGAGAGCCAGGUUAUUUAACUUUUUGUUACCAUUCAUUCUACUAGGUGAUCAUUGAUGAUCCAAAUUUCAACACCAACUCUUUUUCUCUCGUGUUUCCUAAUUUUGGAAACCUUCUGGCUGGUUGCAAAGCAAAAUUCCAAGGCAUAACAAAGGUUGAAACUUGGAAUGGAUUCAUUCAAUCAGAGUGUUCAGAAUUCCAGCUUCAGGUACAAUCCAAAUUUGAACACAAGGACACAUGCAGAUGAAGAAGCUGAGUUCUUAGGGAUUCUUGAUAUCUUUGUCCACCAUGCCAGGAAUAUUCAUAACAUAUGCAUCUAUGACAACCAGGAUGUGUAUGCUAAGUUCUCUCUCACUUACAACCCUGAUGAGACUCUCUCUACAAGAAUUAUCAAUGGAGGUGGCAAAAACCCAACAUUCAAUGAAAAAUUGAGGAUGAAGAUCACCCAAAUAGAUGCUGUUCUGAAAUGUGAAGUUUGGAUGUUUAGUAGGUCAAGGAUUCACAUGGAAGACCAGCUUUUGGGGUUUGCUUUAGUCCCAAUUGCACAAGUUGUUGGCAAAGGAAAGGUGACUGAAGAUUACAGCCUUUCCUCCACUGAUCUUUUCCACUCUCCUGCAGGAACUGUCCAACUAACAUUGUCUUUGGACCCCUCUUUGGCAAUCAACUCAUCAGUGAAUUUGAUACCUGAAUCAGCAAAGAACUCAUCAAUAUCAUCAGAAGUUAUUUUGCUUGAUAGAAAGAUCUCAGAAGUUAUGUUGGACCCAGUUGAGUAUGCUAGAAUUGAGUUUCCUGACAUCAGUGUGGUGAAGGAGAAUCAGCAAAUGGUAUCUGAGUACUUCAAUUUGGCUUCUCAAGGUACUACUUCUGCUCCUUCAAGGUCCAACAUUGGAGGGUCACUACCAUUUCUUCAUCUUGGUGCAUCUCCUCAACUUGAUGAUUAUGAGAUGACUAUCAGUUCACAAGAUGAGAAUCAUGUAGGGUCCAUUUCUCCAAAUGAGAGCAUUCAGAACUCUUGCUUCCUAGGCUCCACCAUCACAACCUUGAGUGAUGAUAGAAACUCAGCCGAUUCAGUUGAGAAAAAGAACCAUUUGAGCACUGGCGACUCAUCAAAUUCUGUCACUGUGUCAAUCACUGUGGAAGGUACUCAAAACUGUUGUGCUGGUCCAGAUACCCCAACUUCCAAGAAAGAAGAAGGUGAGGCCAGAAAUGACAAAGAUGCAAACUUCUCAAGCAAGGAAAAGGAAAGCAAAAAAACCAAUAACAACAACACAGAAGCUGCAAAGUUUGGUCAAGUUUUUUCAGGUCCACUAGGGAACAUCAAUUUAGAAGCUGAGCAAGCUGCUAUGCAAAAACAAAUAGUGGACAUGUAUAUGAGGAGCAUGCAGCAGUUCACUGAGUCCUUGGCAAAAAUGAAGCUCCCAAUGGACCUUGACAAACCUGAAAAAGUGGAUCAUGGUGAUGGUGAUGUGAUUCAGAAUCAUGACAGCAGCAAAUUAGAAAUGGAUAAGAAGAAAAAGGAUGGCUCACGUGUGUUUUAUGGUAGUAGAGCCUUUUUCUGAUCACCCCUCUUGGUGCUGAAAAUAGCAAGCAUAUGAGAUUGUGAGAAUUUAAUUAUUAUAGCAUUAGGUUCCUACCUCAAUUUCCUCAGUGAUAUUUAUUAAAGAUUUUAGUUAGUCCUGGUUUGUUUGACCUGUACUUUAGGUGAUGACAAUAAUCUUCUGUUUUAGAUGUCUUGUUUAUUGUUUAACUCAUGGCUGUGCAACCCAAAAAAUCUUCAUGAGUAUGCAUAAGUUUUCUAUAGUGUAAUCAUGGCAA
This is a messenger RNA of Glycine soja, 2282 nucleotides long. RefSeq lists its product as uncharacterized. The transcript has 2 exons. The record is from RefSeq and is a predicted model, not a curated record. Lineage: Eukaryota; Viridiplantae; Streptophyta; Magnoliopsida; Fabales; Fabaceae. Bases 635 to 2026 code for a protein of 463 amino acids.